Molecule: messenger RNA, 3825 nt
Organism: Centruroides sculpturatus (bark scorpion)
Lineage: Eukaryota; Metazoa; Arthropoda; Arachnida; Scorpiones; Buthidae
Exons: 8
Coding region: 133-3309 (1058 amino acids)
Biological process (GO): muscle structure development; actin cytoskeleton organization
Cellular component (GO): filamentous actin; adherens junction; Z disc
Molecular function (GO): actin binding; muscle alpha-actinin binding
Source: RefSeq, a predicted model, not a curated record
CACCUGACACGUUGAUAAUUUAGGAAAGAUGAUUCACCCUGACACAGUUGCUAGAAGAAGCGAGUCUUCUUUCUUUUCAUAUUAAGUUAGAAUCAGAAGGCGAAACCACGAACGAACGGAAAUAUAGCGAAUAUGUCUUUCCAACGACCAUUUCUCAUAGCAUUGAAAAGAGAUUCAAACCAGCCAUGGGGAUUCAGAUUGGCUGGAGGAAGAGAUAAAGAAGAACCUCAUUACGUCCAGAAGGUUGAAUCCUCUAGUUUAGCGGAAAGAGCUGGUUUACACGAAGGAGACGAAUUAAUUCAAAUCGGUCGUGUUAAUAUACAAGAUUUAACACACGCUCAAGUCGAAGAGAUCUUAUUAAAGAGUUCUCGUCGAUUAGAAUUAUUUAUUAUAAGAGAAGAUAUUUUGAAAUCAAUUGGGAUGAACGAACCAUCAACUAUAAAAGCUGUUGUUCAUGCUCAAUAUAAUUCCCCUAUGGGAUUAUAUUCUUCUGAAAAUAUAGCAGAUACUAUGGCUCAACAUGCAGAAGUAGCUCUUUCGGAUAAUCAACAACAAAUUUAUUCUCCUCAACCAUACUUUGUGCAAAAUACAGAUAUUUCUCAAGAUCAAUCUAACAUCAUAAACACUCCUCAUUAUAAAUCUAAUAUGCAAAAAUUCAGACAAGUACAUGGACCCCAACCUUAUCAACCACACAUACAACAAAAAGAUGAUGUUUUAAAUACAUCGCAUUAUAAAUCAAACAUACAAAUGUUUCAAGAAAGGCAUAGCUCGCCUUUUAAACCACUUUCACAGAUUAAAGAAAAUGAGGAAGUUUUGAACACCCCUCAUUAUAAAUCCAAUAUGCAGAUGUUUAGAGAAAAACAUAGUGAGCAAAGUUACCAACAACCUGAAGUAAGGGAGAAUGAAGAAGUUUUAAAUACUGCUCAUUAUAAAUCUAAUAUGCAGAUGUUUAGAGAGAGACAUAGUUCUCCAAGUUUCCAACAACCACAAGAAGAGGAUGAAGACGUUUUAAAUACUGCACAGUAUAAAGCCAAUAUGAAAAUGCUUAGAGAAAGAUAUGUAUCUCCACCAUCUCAACAGCCUGAAGUAAAAGAAAGUGAUGAAAUUUUAAAUACUCCAGAAUAUAAAGCUAAUAUGCAAAAAUUAAGAGAGCGAUAUACAGCAAUGUCUCAACAGCAAAAUCAAACGCAAGAAGAAAUUAUUAAUACUCCUCAGUAUAAAACGAAUAUGCAGAUGUACAGAGAAAGACACAGUUCUCCUUCCAAUCAACAACCUCAAGUACAAGAAGAAAAUAUUAUAAAUACAUCUCAUUAUAAAGCAAAUAUGCAGAUGUUUAGAGAAAGACAGAGUUCUCCCAAUUAUCAGUCCCAAGUUAAAGAGAGCGAUGAAGUUUUAAAUACACCUGAAUAUAAAGCUAAUAUGCAAAUGUUAAGAGAAAGAUAUGCUCAGCAGCAAGCCGACGCUCAAAGAGAAGAAGUUCUAAAUACAUCCCAUUACAAAGCUAACAUGCAAAUGUUCAAAGAAAGACAUAGCUCUCCCACUUAUCAACAGCCCCAAGUGAAAGAGUCGGAGGAAAUUUUGAAUACUGCUCAUUAUAAAUCUAAUAUGCAAAAGACAAAAGAGAGACAAAAUUCGCCGUCUUUUCAGCAACCUCAAUUUAAAGAAAAUGAAGAAUUAUUAAAUACUCCUCAUUAUAAAUCAAAUAUGCAAAUGUUUAGGGAUAGACACAGCUCUCCUACAUAUCAAACACAAGUGAAACAGAAUGAGGAAGUGCUGAAUACGGCUCAGUAUAAAUCUAAUAUGAAAAUGCAAAAUGAACGUCAUACAUCAACUGUCCAGUUCGGGACUAAUCAGGGUGAAGCUGCAUUAAAUACUCCUCAUUAUAAAUCUAAUAUGCAAAUGCAAAAAGAUAGACAGACAACGAUGGUUCAGUUUGGAAUUAAUCAGAAUGAACCAGCCUUAAAUACUCCUCAAUAUAAAUCCAAUAUACAAAUGCAAAGGUCUCACCAAACAACAGUUCAAUUCGGAACUAGCCAGGGUGAACCAGUUUUAAAUACGCCUCAAUAUAGAUCUAAUAUGCAAAUGCAAAGAUCUCAUCAAGCAGUUCAAUUCGGAACUAAGGAGGGAGAGCCUGUCUUAAAUACUCCUCAAUACAAAUCUAAUUUGCAAAUGCAAAGAUCUCAUCAAGCAGUUCAAUUUGGAACUAAAGAAGGAGAAGCUGUCCUAAAUACUCCUCAAUAUAAAUCUAAUUUGCAAAUGCAAACAUCUCAUCACACAGUUCAAUUCGGAACUAAAGAAGGAGAAUCUGUCCUAAAUACUCCUCAAUACAAAUCUAAUUUGCAAAUGCAAAGAUCUCAUCAAGCAGUUCAAUUCGGAACUAAGGAGGGAGAGGCUGUCUUAAAUACUCCUUAUUAUAAAUCCAAUUUGCAGAUGCAAAAAGGUCAUCAAACAUCGACAGUUCAGUUCGGAACUAAAGAGGGAGAAGCAGUUUUAAAUACUCCUUAUUAUAAAUCCAAUUUGCAGAUGCAAAAAGGUCAUCAAACGUCAACAGUUCAAUUCGGAACUAAGGAAGGAGAAGCAGUCUUAAAUACACCUCAAUACAAAUCUAACAUACAAAUUUAUAAACAAAAACACGGACCCUCACCUUAUACUCAAGAAGUACAAACUAAACAAAGUACAGUUUAUCAAAGUGAAAGGGGAAUGUAUGAAUCUCAAAGUGACACGCAACAACAAGGAACACAACAAUAUAAAAGACAGAUAUCAACACUUCAUAUACAACCAUCUCAGAGCCAUAGAUCUCGACGAGUUCAGUCAGGUCGUUCAUCUUCAGAAUCUCCAGCUUCCACACCUAACACGACCAGAAAAAGGAUGCAAGCAGCUUGGCCUCCUAAACAAUCAAAUGUAAAACCUUUGCCUAAAGGUGGAUUCACUUCGACUAGUACAGGAAAACGACUGGUAUGGCCUCCGUCAUUACCCUCUAAAGAUUCCGAUGAGAGCUGGCCUCCUUCAGGAAGACAAACCCCACAAUCUCCAACUUUCGGACGAAAAAUGACGACGACUUGGAAUCCCUCGCCAUCACCUCCUUCUAUAAGAAGGACCCCUCUUGUUUCCCCUUCAACUCCCAGAAAAGCCACAUGGCCACCCGUUGAACCCACAGUUGAAAAAGUUAGCAGUUUCCAACCCGUUAGCAAACCAGACAAAAAAUCCGGUAAAUUCGACGAUUACAUAAAACACCAUGCCAGUUGUGGCGUUCCUGCAACGUACAAACCACCCCCGUUUACUCAACAUAGCUCUCAGUCUGAUAACUAAUUAUCAAAUUUGCAGGAGUGUUCGUAUGAUAUUGAUCGAAAAUUGAUUUGUUUGUAUCUUAUUUAUUAUUAAAAAUUAACGAAUACUUUCUCUGUAGAUAUUAAACUAACUACAGUCUUUUUUAAACCAUGCAUUUCGCUUGCAGUAUCGAUUCUAGCUCUAAGUCGACAAAUUCAAAAAUAAAAAACGACAAGAGGCCAUACAAGAAAAUUUUUUAUACGAUUAUUAUUCAAUAUUUUAUAUAUGCCUUUUCGGAAAAUAGUUAAAACAAACCUACUUUUAAUCGCCAUUAAUAAAUUUCCUUCGUACCUUAUUCGAAACAUCAAUUAUUCCCUAAUUUCUCCUUAUUUUUUUACCUUAUCGUUCUUGGAAAAUAAAGAUGGAGUUCAUAUAUAUUUGUUUGUUGAUCUCUAAAGAAACUUCCGAACGAUGCCCGUUCCGCAGAAGAAUAAACCAGUAAAAAAAAAAAAAAACAUUUUUGUAUUAAAUAAAACAAAAGGAAUAAAACAAUAUGGC